AUGUCGUCAACUGUAGCAAAGGCUGCUCGCAGAGUCACCCACGAGCUCCAUGGAGUCGUUGUUUCUGCCGGCCUCAUGGACAAGACAGUCAAGGUCCGAGUGGGCGGUCAGAAGUGGAACAAGAUAGUCAACAAGUGGUUUGCCGACCCGAAGCACUACCUCGUCCAUGAUCCUAAUUCGUCUCUUCGCACCGGCGACGUCGUUUCCAUUGCGCCCGGCUGGCCGACAUCCCAGCACAAACGCCACUACGUCAAACACAUAAUCGCACCCUUCGGAGACCCCAUUGAUAAACGACCACCUGUACCGACCCUGGAGGAGUUGAUAGCCGAGAGAGAGUCCAAAAAGGAAGCCAAAGACGAGCGUCGGACGGCAAGAAGGCAAGAGCAACAUGAGAAGGCCGUGGAGGAGAAGCAAAGACGCAAGGCCAAGCUAGCAAAGAAACAACACACACCCAUCGAAACUACCGAGAACAGCCCAGCAGAACAAUGA
This is a messenger RNA of Clonostachys rhizophaga, 489 nucleotides long. Lineage: Eukaryota; Fungi; Ascomycota; Sordariomycetes; Hypocreales; Bionectriaceae. The record is from the annotation of a GenBank genome assembly.